Molecule: messenger RNA, 1508 nt
Organism: Engraulis encrasicolus (European anchovy)
Lineage: Eukaryota; Metazoa; Chordata; Actinopteri; Clupeiformes; Engraulidae
Gene: cryba1l2
Product: crystallin, beta A1, like 2
Exons: 5
Coding region: 106-753 (215 amino acids)
Biological process (GO): visual perception; lens development in camera-type eye
Molecular function (GO): structural constituent of eye lens
Source: RefSeq, a predicted model, not a curated record
UUCAUUUUUUUAGUGUCAUAUCUGUAAUACAAUUUCUAUACUGCAUCCUUGUCAAUACUUACUUUAUCUUUUGCACUGUAACCUUCACCUGUUUCAUGAAGGGAAAUGAACAAACCGACCAAUUCCUACAUGACCCAUCGCAUGGGCAUGUCAGGGAUGGGCAUGUCUGGGAUGGGCAUGGGGAUGUCUCCCUGUUUCAAGAUCGUCGUGUUUGAACAGGAACACUUCCAGGGCAAGUGCCAGGAGUUUACAUUCGAGUGCUGCAACAUCAAAGACUGCGGUUUCGACAACAUCCGUUCCAUUCGUGUGGAGUGUGGCGCCUGGGUGGGCUAUGACCACUCUGACUUUGAGGGCCAGCAGUUUAUCCUGGAGCGUGGAGAGUACCCCCACUGGGACGCCUACUGCGGCAACCUGUCCUACCACGUGGAGUGGAUGUGGUCUUUCCGCCCCAUCUACUGCGCUUCUUACCAGAGCAGUCGCAUGAUGAUCUAUGAGAAGGAGAACUUCCUGGGCCGCAACUCGGAGCUGUGUGACGACUACCCCUCCCUCGUGGCCAUGGGCUGGUGCGGAAACGAGGUCGGAUCCAUGCACGUUAUGUGCGGAGCGUUUGUGUGCUACGAGUACCCCGGCUACAGGGGCAAGCAGUACAUCAUGGAGUGCGAGAGACACAGCGGAGACUACCAGUGCUGGAGAUACUGGGGCUCCCACUGCCUCACCCCCAAGAUCCAGUCCAUCCGCAGGGUCCAGCCUUAAGGGGAAAGGCGACCUAUAGGAGACCCACCAAGACCAGCGGGACAGGACAGGACAGGACAGGACUUGACAAGACAGGACGAAGCAGAAAGGAAUCCAAUAAAUAAGGGGAAAAAAUGACACGAACAAAGGGAAAAAUUGACAUGUGAAAUGGAGCUGAAAAAAAGAGGAAAACAAAAAGCAAUCACUAUCUGUGAAUUUUGUGGUAGGGAGCCGUGAACGGUUUCAGAGUGAUGGCGUCACUGGCGUCACUGGCUUCUCCACACAGCGGGCAACAAAGCCUCUCAAGAUUAGAGCCUCUCGUCCUCCCCUUCCUACCUCACCACACAACACCACACCACAGACCCUCACACAGGCGCGCCAACACACACAUACAAAACCAACAGUGACACCCAGUGGCGACAUGGACACAGUGACGAACAGUGAACUAGUAGCCACGGCAGAUUUGGCUCAGUCCACUCCUCUCACUCAAAUCCAUAUAGGCCGUCUGUAUACGUAUGUGUAUGCAUGCGUUUUGUCCGGCUGUGUGUGUAUGUGUGUAUGAGAGAGACACUAUGCAGCUGACCACCCCCAUAUCUGUGUCAGCCCAUCACUGGAUGACGCAAGAAUGAGAUAUGGAACAGAUGGAUGUGUGUGCGCCCGUAUGUGUGUGUGUGUGUGUGAGUGUGUGUGUGUGUGCAUGUGUGUGUGAAGGGGGUGGAAGUAGAAGGGGAGAGAGGCAGCAGACCUAAUGACUAAUAAACUAACACACACCUCAA